Hylaeus volcanicus is the source of this 2986-nucleotide messenger RNA. RefSeq names its product kinesin-like protein costa (gene cos). The transcript has a single exon. The record is from RefSeq and is a predicted model, not a curated record. NCBI's taxonomy places the organism in Eukaryota, Metazoa, Arthropoda, Insecta, Hymenoptera, Colletidae. The coding region runs from base 489 to 2636 and encodes 715 amino acids.
GUCGGCGAUUUCUCUUCAUCAGAUAAUUUUCAUUGCCAUUAUGUUGGCAACGACUUCCGAUGAAUAUUUGUAUUACUUAGCGAACACAAAACUUUGAAAAACUUGUUGUCGAAUGUGUUUGAAUUUGAACACAUCGGAUUAAUUGCGUGUAUUAUUUAAAAUGUAAAAGAAAAGCACCGUAAUGAAACAAAUCACGAAAUUGUUGUUGUAAUUUUCGAACUCGAAGAAUUUCGAGUAGAUUAGGACAAAGUUUGAAUACGUCCAACGAAAAGUGUGGUUAUUCUUGUUUUGCGUUCUACCAUCUGCGGUGUUGCAAAGUGGUAUGAGAAAUACAUUUGUACCUUAAUGCAAUAUUCUUACGCAGAAGUAUUGUAAAACGUAUUCGUUUAGAGGUUCUUAGAACAUAAGAAUACAAGUUUUAACUUGAUAGGAAUGCAAUGUGAGAUUUUUUUCAUUGCAAAGUGAAAAAGACAAUCUAAACUGGUAAAAUGAUAAAACACGAAUUUGCUCGUAAAAUGAAGAGAGAAAUGGUUUCGAUCAGUUCAUCAAGUUCGGAAAGUGAACUAUCUGAUUAUAUUAACAUUGAAAAUGAACUAACAGAUGAAGAUGAGGAGGAGUUUGAUGAAGAAGAUUAUGAAGAGGGAGAGGAGGAUGACGACAGUGACACAAGUUCAAAGAAAGAAGAAAAUUUUGAGUUUUUAGACAAAUUGGAUGAAUAUAUGAAUAUAUUUAAAAUAGAAACAGACAAAUUAAUUAAAUACCGAGAGGAUAAAGAAGAUAACUUUAGAAGAACUGAUAUUGAUUAUACUAUAUCAACAGUUGAAUCUAUGAGUAUCACUGAUACUAAUGUCUUACCAAAACCUGUUCCACUUAGAAAUCCAAACUCUAGAAGAAAUUCUAUGCUUCCUGGAUCUGAAAUGUGCAACGGAAUAAUAGCUUUUAAUGAUAGCCUUAACCCCAAUCAUAAUCAAAUGUUGCACAAUCAGACCUCAGAGUUUGCUACUACAGAUAAUAUGGAUAAUCAUGAUCCUGAAACAAGUAUUACUAAAACUCUUACACCUCUUAGUGAAAAUUCACCUGAUUUAUUGAUUGAUGUUCUCGAUACAGAGAAAGUACCUGAACCUGUAAAGGAAUUAAAAACCUUAAUAUUGAACAAUGAAGCAAAACAAUCAGAAGUAAAGAAAAUUCAAUUGGAAUUAGAUGGUGCUCGUAAAAAUAUAAAAGAGCUUGAAACAACCAUGAAAAUUAAAAUGCGCAUAUCUACAGAUUUGCCAAAGAACCUAGAUUUACUUGGGGUAGUGAUAGACAAAACUCAUCGCAAACAGAGUGAAUUAGAAAAAAAAUGUUCUUGCGUAAAAACUCAAUCAUCCCCAAAAAAUGUACAUUCAAAAACUAAGUCUACACAUGAGAAAAAAGAGGAUGUAGUCAAAGACAAGGUGGUCCAAUAUCAAGAAAGAUUAAAAAAUAUUGAGAUGAUAAAGGAUACUGCUUAUGAUUCUUUGAAUAAACAACGCAGAAUUACUCAUUCUUUAAUUGACAAUAACAAACAAAUGAAAAAUCUAAAGGAACAGUUAAAGAAAGAAGAAAAACGUAAAGAACAAUUAGAAGAGGAACUUGCAGAAGAUCAAAAGAAGAUUCAUGAACUUCAAAGAAAAUACAAUUUAACUGCCUCUAAACUGAAAGAAUUGCAAGCAGAAAGCAAAGGUGGAAAAGUGAAUAAUAUGUCAAAAACUGAUCAUCCUGAUAAAGAAAAAAAUUUAUUAGAUGUCAGUGCAAGAAUAUUACAUCUUGAUCAUGUGUUAAAAGAAAAAUCCAUAGAUUUAGAAAGAACAGCAGAUAUAGAUGAAAAGGAAGCUUUACGGCAUGAAAUUCGAAACUUAAGACGUAUAAGAGAUUGUUUAAUAGAUGAAAAAUGUGAUUUGGAUGAGAAAUUUCAGAAAGAAAAAACUUUAUCUACUGUAGAAGAACGAAAAUUACUGGAAUGUGGAGAAACUAUUGAAGCUAUUGAUGCCAUGAUUGAACAUAAGAAUGAAAUGAUCUGUGGAAGAAAUUGUUUUGAUGAAAAUCAAUCACAACGUGAGAAAGGAGAGAGAAUGUUGAUGGAAAGAUUGGCAAAACUAUCAGAAGGUGAAAUGAAAACCCUGUUUUAUAAAUAUUUUUUGAAAGUGAUUGAUUUAAAGGAGAGUUCAAAAACCCUUGAAGUUCAAACUGCAGAUUUAGAAAAUGUUAUAGAAACACAAGAAUGGCAAAUACAAGCUUUAACUAAUGCAUUGAAACAAUCCAAACUAGAAGCAGAGAAAAGAAUCAUUUUUGUAAUAAGAGAAUACGAGCAGAAAUUACAAGCCAUGUAUAAACACUUUGCAGAAGAAACAAGUAGUUCUGGACAUGAAACACUAGAUACAGAUUCUGAGCUUGUCAAAUACAAAUGCGAAAAUGAAAUAUUGAAAAAGCAAUUAGCACAAAUUAAAGCUUAUUCGAAAGGUUUAAAACCUCCUUGCCCAGUUACUUCAGGCAGGAUACCAAUAACAGCACCAACAAUGAUACAAGGUCCCCUAAGUCCAACAACCAAAGUGACUAAGGAAAGAAAUAAACUGAUAAUACAAAAAACUACUGACCGUGAUAAAACAAAAAAAUAAAUUUUUACCGGAAAUAUACUCUGCAUUUAUUUUUGCUAGUAUUACACUACUGUCAAUGAUGCCAUAGUAAUGUAAUAAAUCACUUUAACACUUUACCUAUCAAUCUAUAUAGGUAGAAAUUCUAGUUAGGAAAUUACACUUUAUAAUUCUUGGUGUAAGAAUAAGAACAAUAAUUUAUGUGAUCUGAUAAUAUGUUGAUAUAUUAUAUCAGUCUUUUACACAUUGACCACUUGUUAUAUGUAUAUAUGCAUGUCAUUUUAAUUUGAUAAAAUAAUUUAUACAAUUUUGGCAAAAUCGUUUUUACUUGAAAAGAAAUAAAUACUUGAUUAUUGUAACACAUUGUUUCCUUU